Naegleria fowleri is the source of this 303-nucleotide messenger RNA. RefSeq lists its product as uncharacterized. NCBI's taxonomy places the organism in Eukaryota, Heterolobosea, Eutetramitea, Acrasida, Naegleriidae. The record is from RefSeq and is a predicted model, not a curated record. The transcript has a single exon. Bases 1 to 303 code for a protein of 100 amino acids.
AUGUCAUCCUUCAUUUGUAAUUCCAUUCAAGAAAAUCCUCCAAAUUCUUCUUCUCUCAUCAACAAUAAUACGAAACGCCUCAACGACAACCUUCCAUCGUGUCCCCUCGUUGAGAACGUCCAAUCAGAUCCACGACGAGCACUUCCCGAAGGUAUUGAAAUGGGAAAAGAAAGUAUGAGUGGAAAUUGUAAUAAGGAUUCCGAUGUCGAUGCGUUGAUUGGAUUCAAAGAAUCCGAUCCGAGAAAUUUUGAAAAUUCUGAAUGGAUGAGACAACCACAAGAAGAACGAACGACAAGAAUUUAG